CGUCAGAAUAUUGACUUAUUUUUCUUAAAACGACAGAUACAUUGGGGGCGGAAUUUUCACUUUAUUUUUGUGCUUAUAUAUAUAUUUCAACGUAGCUUACGAAGGGUCUCAAGUUAAAUAUUACAGACAAAAUGACGUCACCAGUGAAUGGAGUUCCAGCAUCCAACAGCGAUGAUGACAUGCGGCGUGACCUACAAAACAUUCAGAUGCAAUGUAAUCAGGUCACAGAUGACUCCCUGGAGAGCACGCGCCGGAUGCUUAAUAUGUGUGAAGAGUCACAAGAUGUUGGAAUUAAAACCAUCGUAAUGUUGGAUCAGCAAGGGGAACAAUUGGACCGAAUUGAAGAGGGUAUGGACCAAAUAAACCAGGACAUGAGAGAUGCAGAGAAAAACUUAGAGGGGCUUGAAAAGUGUUGUGGGCUCUGUGUGUUACCAUGGAAACGGGCUAAGAACUUUGAAAAAGGAGGAGACUAUGACAAAACAUGGAAGGCAUCAGAGGAUGGGAAAGUGAACACGAAUGGUCCGAGGGUGAUAGUCGGUGAGACUGCAGGACCACAGGGACCAAUAAUCACCAGAAUUACCAAUGAUGCUCGUGAGGAUGAAAUGGAAGAAAACUUGACACAAGUCAGUGGGAUGCUGGGUAAUCUUCGAAAUAUGGCUAUAGACAUGGGCAGUGAAAUAGAAUCCCAAAACAGACAAAUUGACCGCAUUAACAAUAAGACCCAGUCAAAUGAGUCCCGGAUUCAGGGAGCUAACCAGAGGGCCAGAAAGAUACUGAAAGAUAAUUAACUGUUGACAUUGCAUUCCUUUUUAAACUAUUAUAGAUAUAUCAUUAUUUUCUCUUACUGCAAUAUCUACUUAAACACAUGAUUAUUUUAAUGUUACUACAUGUAGAUGCAUAGUAUAUAUGUAUAUUCUCAGUCAUGUUCGACAUUUCAUCAUUAAAUGCAGAAAAGUUGUGAUGCAGAAUUUAAAAAAUGAAAUUCAAAGAUUUGAAACUGUCCCUGGCAUGGAGAUAUUCGUCGGUAGAGUUGGUUGUGUUUGUAGAGACACAGUUUUCAGUUGAAAAAUGGAUCUACAUAGAAGAGAAUUUCAAAGCUUUGCUUUACUUCCAAAAAUUAAGAUAUACAUUUAGCAGGUUUGACAUUGAUGUCAUAAACACUAAACAUAUAAUUAAUUCCAAAUAUAGGUACAGGAAAUAUUAAAAUAUUUAUGGAAUUUCAUAAAGAAAGAGAAACUUACCAGUACAUGUAGAUCCAUAUUUGUUGUGUAUUAUAUGUUUCCUUAGUGUUCACUGAAUUGUUUACAUUAAUUUUAUUCCUUGAGGAGGAAGGCAGGAGUAUGAAUUAUAUUCACCUGUUGGCAUUUUUCAUCAACAAAUAGUGAAAAUAAAAAUGAGAAACUGAAGUAAAUUAAUUUUUUCUGUUAGUUUUUCUCUUCUGAAUUUAAGAUGAUUGGAUCUGUCGGUGAAUAUAAUAAAUACUUCCAUCUCUCUUUGUAUUGAGAUUAUUUCUUGUCGUUAUCCCUUUGUUACAAUAGAGUAAAAACUGGAAUGCCUUCUCUAGAAAAUAGUUGCUUAAUAGUGCUAUUAAAUGAAGAAAACCAGCAGAAAAUGUAGUCCAUUAAGACUUACUUACAUUUGCAAUGAAGUUGAAUUGAUAGGACCCACAUACUAAAUUGCCAUUCUACAGAAGUCAUUUCAGAAUAUAUGUUUUCUCUAGUUAGCAUGCUUGUUUUGUUUAUUUACAAAAAGUAUCAGACAUCUUUCAGUGUAAAGCACUGCUUAGAAGUACAUGUCUAACAAUGGCUGUUCAUACCUGAUGUCUGAGUCUUUUUGAGUUAGAUCUAUAUUGUCGUUUUUCCUUUUAUAAAGCAUGCAUUUUAUUUCUGUU
Saccostrea echinata is the source of this 1891-nucleotide messenger RNA. RefSeq names its product synaptosomal-associated protein 25-like. Lineage: Eukaryota; Metazoa; Mollusca; Bivalvia; Ostreida; Ostreidae. Gene Ontology annotation, molecular function: syntaxin binding; SNAP receptor activity. The coding region runs from base 132 to 788 and encodes 218 amino acids. The transcript is spliced from 8 exons. Gene Ontology annotation, cellular component: SNARE complex; plasma membrane. Gene Ontology annotation, biological process: synaptic vesicle priming; synaptic vesicle fusion to presynaptic active zone membrane; exocytosis. The record is from RefSeq and is a predicted model, not a curated record.